UACAGAUGGUUCAAUCCAGGACGAUACAGAUGGUUCAGAGAAAAUCCAGGAGAAAACUUCAAGUAGCGAUCCAUGUGAUGGAGAUUCUUCAUUAAAGAAGACUAAAAGGGUUACGAUCAAAUGGACGUCAGCCCUUGAAAAUGAAUUUUUCAUGGCCAUUGAACACAUUGGCCUUCAUAAGGCCACGCCUAAGAGGAUUUUAAAAUUCAUGGACCAGAAAUCCCUGACGAGAGCACACAUAGCCAGCAAACUACAGAAGUACCGACGAAACUUGAAAAGAGAUGAAGAUCAAAGAAUGAAGGACAGAAUAGCUAUGCACUCAACAUUUUCAUCAGCAGAUGGCUACAUCAACCCACAACACUCUUACAACUACAACACAAGGCUAGGCAACAACAAUCUUUUCAAUGUCCAACCUGGCUAUGGUCUCGGUCAAACUAGCUUCAUGGGGAACAACAAUGCUGGUUUACAUGACUCUCUCAACUGUAUGAACCGUAGACCCACCUAUGAUUUGAGCCAAACCGGAUCCAAGUUGCUUCCCAUGAGAGGCAAUCUUGGGUUUCAAAACGGUAUGCUGCCUGUAAAAGAGGAAUGGAGAAGCAUUCCCGGAACAUCUCAAGCUCCUAGGUUUGGACAAUAUGCUACAACAAGCAAUGCUUUGGGUAUGAACUAUAAUCCUACUACUGGUACUAUGGGCAGUAAUAAUUACGUUGGGAUCAGAGGAGAUGAAAAUGGAGAUUUGGUUGGACUUGGUGGAUUAAGAGUUAAUGGUAAUGGUAAUGGCUCUUUCAGUGGAGCAAGGGUUCAUGGUACUGGUAGUGGCUCUCUUCAAGGAAUGAGCGUUUAUGGUAAUGGUCAUGGGUCGUCUCUUGGUGGAAGAGGAGUUCAUGGUACUGGUAAUGGCUCUCUUGAACGAAUGAGAGUUCCUGGUAAUGGUCAUGGUACUGGUAAUGGCUCUCUAGGUGGAAUAAGAGUUCAUGGUACUGGUAAUGGCUCUCUUGAAAGAAUAAGAGUUCCUGGUAAUGGUCAUGUUACUGGUAAUGGUCAUGGUACUGGUAAUGGCUCUCUUGGUGGAAUAAGAAUUCAUGGUAAUAAUAAUGGAAUAAGAAUUCAUGAUACUAGUAAUGGCUAUGGCUCUUUUGGUGGAGUAAAAGUUCAUGGUACUGGUAAUAGUAAUUUCUCUCCUGAUGGAAUCAUAGUUCAUGGUAAUAGUAACAGUAAUGACUCUCUUGGUGGAAUAAGAGUUCAUGGUACUGACUCUGUUGGUGGGAUAAGAGUUCAUGGUACUGAUGCUGGCUCUGUAGUUGGAGGAAAUGUUCAUGGUACUAGUAAUGGUAAUGGUUUUCUUGGUGUAAAUUUUGGCAUGAACUGUAACUUCAAUAACAACAACAUGAGUAACCAUGGAAGUUCAACUCCAAUGUUUCCUUCUGAAUUGUCAUCGUUCUUUGGUAAUAAGGAUCAGUCACAAAACAACUUGAUUGCUCAAACUGGUGGUGUGAUCCCUGCACUAGAGAAACCCAAAAUGUUUAGUGAUCACCAUGACAUCAACGAGGUUUUUUCUGAUACAAAUAACUCUCAGUUUCAUCAGAAUCAGCAUCAAGGUAACCUGGCUGGUGUAAAUGUUGGCAUGAACUGGAACUUCAAUAACAACAACAUGAGUAACUAUGGAAGUUCAACUCCAACGUUUCCUUCUGCAUUGUCAUCGUCCUUGGGUAAUAAGGAUCAGUCACAAAACAACUUGAUUGCUCAAACUGGUGGUGUGGUCCCUGCACUAGAGAAACCCAAAAUCUUUCCUUUUACUUAUCUGAAGCAUCAAGGUAACCUGGCUGGUGUAAAUGUUGGCAUGAACUGGAACUUCAAUAACAACAACAUGAGUAACUAUGGAAGUUCAACUCCAACGUUUCCUUCUGCAUUGUCAUCGUCCUUGGGUAAUAAGGAUCAGUCACAAAACAACUUGAUUGCUCAAACUGGUGGUCAUCAAGGUAACCUGGCUGGUGUAAAUGUUGGCAUGAACUGGAACUUCAAUAACAACGACAUGAGUAACCAUGGAAGUUCAACUCCAACGGUUCCUUCUGCAUUGUCAUCGUUCUUUGGUAAUAAGGAUCAGUCACAAAACAACUUGAUUUCUCAAACUGGUGGUGUGAUCCCUGCACUAGAGAAACCCAAAUGUUUAGUGAUCACCAUGACAUCAACGAGGCAAUGUUUUGAUUCAUAUAUAUAUGUUCAUGAUUUUGAGCAGCAUCAAGGUAACCUGGCUGCUGUAAAUGUUGGCAUGAACUGGAACUCCAAUAACAACAACAUGAGUAACCAUGGAAGUUCAACUCCAAUGUUUUCUUCUGCAUUGUCAUCGUUUUUGCAUCAAGGUAACCUGACUGGUGUAAAUGUUGAGGCGCCUACUGCUUAUCCUCUUGAAGACAUUAGCAGUUGGAGUUUCAAUGACGGUACCAAUAAUGAAGAGAUGUUGGACACUCUCGUUGCUAAUCUGGAGAUGUAUUUGCCUACUCAGGACAUGAACAUUACAAAUCAAGGUAAUAAUCAUGAAGAAAUGUUUAACUCUCUUGCUGCUAAUCCGGAGAUGCACUUUCCUACUCAGGACAUGAACAUUACAAAUCAGGAUUGUGACGAUGAAGACUUCAUGGACUAUUUGAUCGAUCCUGACAUGAAUUGA
Molecule: messenger RNA, 2665 nt
Organism: Brassica napus (rape)
Lineage: Eukaryota; Viridiplantae; Streptophyta; Magnoliopsida; Brassicales; Brassicaceae
Exons: 12
Coding region: 152-2665 (837 amino acids)
Biological process (GO): positive regulation of DNA-templated transcription
Cellular component (GO): nucleus
Molecular function (GO): transcription cis-regulatory region binding; DNA-binding transcription factor activity
Source: RefSeq, a predicted model, not a curated record